Molecule: messenger RNA, 1272 nt
Organism: Thamnophis sirtalis
Lineage: Eukaryota; Metazoa; Chordata; Lepidosauria; Squamata; Natricidae
Source: RefSeq, a predicted model, not a curated record
CAUUAAGAACCUCUUCUGGGCAGUGUUCCCUCCCAGCCUGUCCCUGCAGAACCUGCCUUCUGCCUGCUGCUCUCUGAUGGACCUUUCUCUUCUGUCCUCCUCCGCAGCUACUUCAGUAUCCCGAAAGAAGAAACGAAGGAUGGGAACGUACAGCCUGGUUCCCAAGAAGAAGACCAAAGUUUUAAAGCAGAGGACGGUGAUUGAGAUGUUCAACAGCAUCGCUCAUUCCCCAGACGGCAAGAUGGUGGACGGAGAGUCGGAGGAGGAACAAGAUUCUGCAGACUCUGUCGAAGAAGAGGAAGACGGCGACGAAUCGGACUUGGCCUCGGUAGAGGUCUGCUGUUGGUUGCCAGGUGCCAAGACCAAGGCGCGGUCCAGACAGGCAUGGCCAGAGCUGGAAGAAGCAGGAGAGAAGCAGGCACCUAGCCCAGACAGACCCUGCCCAGGGCCGAGUACUGCAGGAAGCAAGAGCUCCGAAUCCAGCCUCAAGAAGAAAAUGAUGAAGCGGAAAGGGAAAACGGAGAGCCCUUGGUUGAAACCUACACGGAAACGAAGGCGGAGAAAUAAAAAGAAAAAACCCAACUUGAUAGGCCCCGAGUCUUACAAGCCACCCCCCCAGGGGAGCGAAGAGGGGGCUGGGCAAGAGGACAGCAUGGAGUACCUGGAGGUGCCUUUGCAUUCCUUGGAUCUGCGGGUGAAGGGAGAUCUGCCUUCGCAACCAGAAGGUCUUUCUAAUGGUUCUGGAGCAAUGGAAACAGACAGUCUUCAAGAAGUGCCUCUCUGCAGCUGCCGGAUGGAAACCCCGAAAAGCCGAGAGAUCACCACGCUAGCCAACAACCAGUGCAUGGCCACGGAGAGUGUGGAUAAGGAGGGCACUUUCAUGGAAUGCCAGCCGGAAAGCGGCGUCUCCCACCGGUUCCACCAGGAGUGUACUUCCCACGUCAAAGGCAUGAGCUACUGUCCCCACUGUGGGGAGGAGGCCCCCAAGGCGAAAGAGGUGACGGUGGCCAAGGCGGACACCACUUCCACGCUGCUUCUGCCGUCGGAGAAGGAGAAAGCGGGCGCUUCGGAAGGGAAGGCUGACACCACCACUGGAAGUUUCAGUGGGCCUGCCCCGCAGCAACCCGAAGAAGGGAGAACCGAGAAUGUGUCCACCGAGGUGUUUGAUUUGGCCGGGAUAUCGCUGUUUCCUAAGCCACCUCCGGCCGGUUUAUCCCAAGGGCCUGUCAAAGAAACCUUGGAGAGCGCCUUGAUCGCCCUGGAUUCAGAAAA